UAAAGACAUAAUUAUAAUAUUUAAUAUCCAAAUUUUGUGUGGUGGUGCUGCUCCGAUACAUAUAGCCACACACACAUAUAUUAUAUACAUUUGGGCUGCAGCAGAUGGACACUUGCCGGCGGCCCUCUUGACUGCGUGGUCCAUUGCCAUUAUCACAGCAGAGAGUGUCUGUAAGAUAAUCUGUGUCUAGUCCAUGGCUUCCACAACAGCUAGUGCUUUUCAAGCUUUAUACUCUUUGUCACUUGGGAGAUCAAUAACAUCAUCAAGAAGGAGAGCAAGUGGGCGUGUUGGUUUUCGGGUAUGCGCAGUGUCACAAGGCCCCAACAAACGGGGGAGAGCGCCGCCUGGAGUUGACACUAGAAUCCAUUGGGACAACCAAGAGGAAGGUUGGGUUGGUGGCGCCACCGGUACUUCUUGGGAAUCAACGAGUUCAGAAGAUCAGCAGAGGAAUCUCUUAGGGGAGAAGUUUUCUGAUUUAAUCAAUGACUCUACUGAUUCCCAUUACCAAUUCUUAGGAGUAUCAUCAGAAGCAGACUUAGAAGAGAUCAAAGGAGCUUACAGAAGGUUAUCAAAAGAAUACCAUCCAGACACAACCGCUCUUCCUCUAAAAGCCGCAUCAGAAAAGUUCUUGAGGCUGAGAGAAGUGUAUGAUGUACUGAGCAACGAUGAGACUCGCCGGUUCUAUGACUGGACGCUUGCUCAAGAGGCAGCAAGCCGACAAGCCGAGAAGUUGAGAAUGAAGUUGGAAGAUCCUUACGAACAAGAUUUGAGCAACUACGAACCUGUCCCCGACGUAGUUGAUCGUCUUGGUGGAAAGAACAUGGCUCUUAGUGAUCAGGCAAUGACUGCUCUAACCAUUGAUAUUUUCAUUCUCUUUGUUUCCAUUGCUUGUAUUAUUAUUUAUUUCAUUUUCUUUAAAGAAUCCUAUGAAUAACUUACUUGUUACAACUUCACUUACUCUUAUUUAUUACAAUUGAUACAUGAAUAGUAAUAAUUAAUAUGUAUAUGAAUAUGAAUAUGAGUCGCGAACUCCAUUUUUAUGAGCAUUGCUAUAAGAUGUUAUGAUGCCCAACA
Messenger RNA from Cannabis sativa, 1074 nucleotides. Its product is annotated as NAD(P)H-quinone oxidoreductase subunit T, chloroplastic. The record is from RefSeq and is a predicted model, not a curated record. NCBI's taxonomy places the organism in Eukaryota, Viridiplantae, Streptophyta, Magnoliopsida, Rosales, Cannabaceae. The transcript has 3 exons. Bases 194 to 934 code for a protein of 246 amino acids.